Messenger RNA from Haemonchus placei, 357 nucleotides. The record is from the annotation of a GenBank genome assembly. Lineage: Eukaryota; Metazoa; Nematoda; Chromadorea; Rhabditida; Trichostrongylidae.
AUGAAGUUCGGAGUGGAGAGGGCUGAUGUCUUGACACCUAUCGGAGAGCAGGUGUGUGCCAAAACCACAGAAGAUUACCUAUCCGAGAGCGAGGUGAUUACCUACUGCUGUGUUGUCGCUAUCAAAACUUCUGAGGACGACGUUGAGACACCGCUCGGACGAUUGGCAAUUGAGUGGAAACGCACUGUAGUUGAUGUGGACGGACCAAAAAUCGGCGUCGUGGACGAAAAAUAUUUGCAGGACAGAUGGAGUGAGUACUGUACGAUCGGUAGUACCCUUAUGUCGAGUGCCGUUGGUGCAGUGUCCCAUAACGAUCAGUGGUACAUUAGUGGACCCACGAGCAGCUACCGUACGUAA